Molecule: messenger RNA, 2426 nt
Organism: Triticum dicoccoides
Lineage: Eukaryota; Viridiplantae; Streptophyta; Magnoliopsida; Poales; Poaceae
Product: AUGMIN subunit 3-like
Exons: 19
Coding region: 151-2004 (617 amino acids)
Biological process (GO): spindle assembly; microtubule organizing center organization
Cellular component (GO): HAUS complex; microtubule organizing center; mitotic spindle
Source: RefSeq, a predicted model, not a curated record
UCGAACGCACUCCACUCCUCCUCUACCGGCUUCCGCUGCCGGCCGCGGCCGUCCCCACCCACCACCACCACCACCGCAACCAGCACUGCGGAGCGCAACAACCUCGGGGCCUCCGGCGGGCACAGACGCCCGGAGGAGGGGGAAGCGAGGAUGAGCGGGGCGGCGCUGUGCGCGGCGCUGACGGAGCUGGGGUUCGACGGGGAGGACCCGCUGGACGCGGACGCGCUCGAGUGGCCCUUCCAGUACGAGGAGGCGCGCCCGCUGCUCGCCUGGAUCUGCUCCUGCCUCCGCCCCUCCAACGUCCUCUCCCCGUCCCACCUCUCGCAGUAUGAGCAACUCGUGGAAGAGGGAAGACUGCUAGAGGGUGAGGAUUUGGACUCUGCUUUUGAUAGUAUUUCAGCCUUUUCAAGCAAGAAAGACAAUCAAGAGGCUGUCUUUGAAGCAGAAGAAACUAUUCUUGACAUUCGAGAAGCAAAACUAGCAUAUAGAGCUGAAGUUUUUGAGUUGCAGAGGCAGCUUGCACGGCAGCAAGCACAAUUUGAUAUGCUUGCAGGGCAAGCAUCUUCGCUUAUUCAAGGCAGACGAGCACGUGUAUCAGCUAUGUCUGCAGUUAGCGUGCAACUUAUAUCACUAGAUGAGAUACUUUCAUCCAGAAACUUGGAGAUGAAUGCAGUUCUUGGAAGAAUUACUGCUACAACCCAAGAAUUGGCACAUUAUCAUUCGGGAGAUGAGGACAGUAUAUACUUGGCAUAUUCAGACUUCCAUCCGUAUGUUAUUGGGGAUUUGGCUUGUACAAAGGAGCUAAACCGGUGGUUCUCGAAGCAAUUUGAGAAGGGGCCAUUUCGACUUGUUGCGGAGGAGGGAAAAUCGAAAUGUUCCUGGGUGAGUCUUGAUGACAUCACAAAUGGCCUGACAAGAGGAGAUUCUGAAAAAUCUCAUCAUCACCAACGUGUGGCUGAGUUGCAACGACUCCGUUCGAUAUUUGCUACAAGUGAACGACAAUGGAUUGAAGCACAAGUUGAGAAUGCUAAACAACAGGCCAUACUCCAAAUUUUAAAAUCUCAAGUGUCCUCCGACGAGGCUCACAUACAUCGGGAUAUACAUUCUCUUAGGAGAAAAAGUUCUGAGCUUGCUGGAGAACUCUCAACACUUACUCAAAAGGUGCAGCCUUUCAUAUCUGAGACCAUACCAUGCCUUUGUUCGGAACUUGCUCAACUUCAAGGCACAUAUAUUUUGCAAGGUGAUUACGAUUUAAAGGUCAUGCGCCAGGAAUACUAUAUCAACAGGCAGAAAACUUUCAUCAAUCACUUGGUUAAUCAGCUUGCUAGACACCAAUUUCUGAAGAUUGCUUGCCAACUUGAAAGGAAGCACAUAGCCAGUGCCCAUGCAUUGCUUAGAGUCAUAGAAUCUGAGCUACAUAGCUACCUAUCGGCAGUCAACACCCGUCUGGGCCAUUGCAAUUCAUUAAUUCAAGCUGCGUCUGAGGUACGUGAACAAGGAGCAAUUGAUGAUCGUGACACUUUCCUCCAUGCAGUGCGAGAUCUACUAUGUAUUCACUCAAAUUCCCAAGCAGCAGUACCAACAUACAUGUCAGCACAUGCUUUAGUUCAGCAGAUAUCGGCACUUCAAUCUGACUUGCUUUCUCUUCAGUCUGAACUUGAAAAUACUCUUCCAGCUGACAGGAAAAGAUGUAUCAAUGAGCUAUGCACUCUGAUUCAAACAGUUGAACAGCUUCUAUUUGCAUCGUCAACAACUGCAGAACCAGUAUUGACGCCCUGGCCACUGAUGCGAGCACUUGAUGAUAUGGAAAAUGCAAAUGCUCAAGUUGAAGUUGCUGUUGAAGAAGUAACCAAGGCUCGCACUCAAAAGAUAAAGAUCUUUGAAAAUCGCGCACAUGAGGUGGGGAGGGAAAGGCAGGUGUUUGUUGAUUUUUUCAGCAACCACGAGCGUCUCAAGAAUCAAGUCAGAGAGCUGACCUCCCGCGUGAAAGCUCUCCAGGAAUGAAGCCGUUUUCUCCCGGGCGGUCUUAAGAAAAAUCAGAAGCAAUGGCCCAAAGCUCACAUCUCCUGUGUGGCAAUUCUAUUUCUUGUAGAGAGCUCCAGUGCAAAAUUGGGCAUGUGUGUGGUGCCGGUAUGCAACAUCGAGUGAUUUAGAUGGAUAUUUAGGACAUAGGAGUAUAUGCCAGUGGCCACCUGAAUGGUUGGCGUCAUUGUUGUAUUUAUGCUUCUUUGUAUGUUGUAAACUAUGCUAGAGAUCACGAGCAAUCUUGGACUAGGUUGUGGGGGUGGUGUGUAAAAUACAAUUGAGUUAGUUUGUAUUAGGUGGUUGAUUUAGUUUUUUUAGUUUGGUGGCUGGUCUAGUUGAGCUAACAUCUCAUGUGUCAAAUAUUGAAAGUUACUUUAAAUUCAGAAUCACUAUAAACCUAA